AGUUACUUAGUGUGCACCACAUCUACCCCUCACUUCAUCUAUCGGGGAGAAAUCCGUCGCUACGUAUCAGAGUGCCUCCAUGUCCUCGUCCUCCGGGGAGCAGCGUGUGGCCUUCCGCUCCACUGCCGUGGUCACCGGCUUCGAGGGCAAAGUGGAGUGCGUAUCACACUACUCUUCGCGCGUGGUCGUGGGCUCCAAAGAUGGCCGCCUCGUCAUGUAUGAUACACGCAAAGGCACGUCCACAUCCACGGCCUCGUACACGUUCUCACACGGCCAGCGUGUGGAGCAGCUACUCGCUGUGCCUCACAUCCGUAUGCUUAUCGUUGUCUCCAAUGGAGAAAUAUCGGCCCACGGCGCUACGGAUCUCAAGCCGCUCGACUUUGACUUCUCCAAAGCCAACACCCACAAAGUACGACUCGUAUGCGUCAACCAGCGCGGGCCACCGCACUUCCGUCUGGGUGUGGCUAUGCUUAAGAGGAAGGCCAUUGCCAUAUACCAGUACCACAGCAGUGACAAGAGUUACGCCUUCUUAAGAGAGUUCAGCACCCAAGAUGUACCUGAAGCCAUGAGCUGGUACAGGAACAAAGUCGUAGUUGGCUUCAGGAAGGACUAUUAUCUACUCAACGACAAGUCUGGAGACGCCACACAGAUCAACUCUCCAGGUAUCCAGGACCCCACCGUGUUCCCCGUGGUGAAGUUGCUACCGAAAGAGGAAAUUUUGGUUGCUGUUAUGGAUCGGGUGGGAGUUUUCGUGGGCUUUACGGGAGAUACGCUGCCCAAGAAUUCAGUGACCUGGUCGCAGAGUCCUCAGCAAGUGGAGUUCUCGUCGCCGUACUUGUUGGCAUUGGUGCCAAGAGUGGGUGUCGAGAUCCAUCGAGCCAGUGAUGGAGCGCUCGUGCAGACUAUUCCCCUCACACGAGCCGUGUGUAUGUUUGGUAACGGUAUGAAGUGGGAUAUGGAACCCAGACAAAGUGGAGAUAGCGAGGACGUCGUCGUUGUCGGUGUGAGAGAGUCGAAUGGCACGUCCAGUGUCAUGAAGGUCGAGCCGAUGCCGUUAGAUCAACAGGUUGGAGAACUUUUGGAUCGCGGACAAAUUGAUGAGGCACAAAAUUUGGUCCGGAAGUCCAUUUCAUCGCUAUCAAGUGACAAGCAACGCAGUAAGAUUAAACGCUUUCAACGUCAGGCCACAGUGGCGCUUCUACGCCGACUGGAGUUCGACCAAGUUGCUGACUACAUGUACCGCGCUGCUAUCGAGCCGUGUGAGUUUAUUGCCUUCUUCCCGGACCUCCAGUGCUCCUCGUUCGCAUAUGAACCUUCAGUACUGAAGCCCGAGGUGCUCCCGCGUGGUAACAGCUCUGCUCCAGAUAUUUCCUCAGUUGUGCAGGAGCUACUCUCGUCUCCGCGUGCUCCUCUAAGCAGCGACAUUGCCAAGAGUGACGCUGCUGACCUCAUUAAUGCAGCGCAAAAAGCGCUGCUCAAGUUCCUCAAUCAAUACAAGAAGCACAUGCGAGACAAGGCUCGCGCUCGUGUGCGCACCAUGUCUUCAGCUCGUGGUCGUACCGGAUCAAAUGCCAGUCCCAAGGACGCACGUCGCGUUGAAGCGAUCGAUACGGCGCUCUUCCGACUCUACGUUCACUUUAAGCGGUACAAGGAGCUGCUUGUUCUCAUUCAAGAGCCAAAUCCUGAUGUCGAGGGCCCACCGGGAUCUCUCGGAGGCUGCGCGCUUGAGCUGGACUCUUGCCGUUCACUGCUAAUGAAACACAAGUUGUACUACGAAGCAGCUCAGUUGCUCUGUGCUCAUCAAAACUACGACGAAGCUUUGGAAAUAUUCUCUUUGCUGCAUCACGGCGAGUACAAACAGCGCAGUGGAUCAAGUAGCAUGCCCAAGUCUCCGAUCGAAGCAGCCAUCGAUGUGCUUAUAUCUGUGCCCGAGUCAGAGAGCGAGUUCAUCUUGAAGCAGUCGAUUUGGAUUAUCAAGGCGACGUCUGCCAAGCAGGCUCUGCGUAUCUUCACAGAGCGCCGACCACCAUUGCCAUCGAAUGAUGUAGUUGCUCACUUGAGGGAGCAUUCGAACGACCCCGCUAUCGUCCAAAGGUACCUGGAAACUCUCGUCAAGGCGAAUGGUGAAGCGGGAGCAACGCCAGGUGCAGCAACGACAACAGGAAGUGACAGUGGAGUCAAUAUCGAAGGCAGUAGUAGAGGCUUCAAUGCCUUUGCUGACCCUGCUGCAGCAGAGCUGGGAGUUAAUGACAGCUACAGUCACUUCUUGGCUGGCGACAAUGACGACGAUGAUGAGCCCACGCGUGGCCCGGACGGUGGUGCGGCGUCAAUUGUGGUGGACCCUCAUCACACCCGUUUGGCUCUGGAAUAUCUGGAUGAAACACUGCGACUUGUAGCCAAGGGAGAGACGCCGUCGAAAUCUCAACCGGGCAAGGAGCCUGGACAGUUAGGUGAGGCCCGCAAGCGACUACUGAAAUUCCUCAAGUCAGGUUCUUCACGCUACGACGUGGUGCCGCUAGUCGAAAAGAUCAAGGGCAAGCCGCUAUACAACGAGUUCGUGAUUCUCUGUGGCCGUGGAGCACUGCACGAAGAGGCUGUCACCUCGCUGGUCUACGAGUUGAACGAUCUGCGAGGAGCAGAGAGCUACUCAGUCAAGUACGGAGCGCGUGCGCCAUCGGUUGGAUCGUCGAUAGGAACUAACAAGAAGACUGGAGCUGGAGCCACCAUGGAGCGUAACGAUGCGUUGAUGGAACUGCUGAAGAUCUGCUUCUCGCCUCGUGACGAAUCCAAAAAGGCAGCGUUCAACGACUUCGGUUUCCAGCUACUUGCACGUCACGGCAAGAGCCUCGACAGCGCCGUAGUGCUGGAUAUGGUGCCACCAAGCACCCCGCUGUCCAAACUAGGAGAGUUCUUCGCGCAGGCCUUGCCACACAGCGCCCACAACGUGCGAGAGAUGAGCAUCACGAAGUCGCUGUCGAACGUCUACAACCUCCAAGUCCAAUGCGACCGCGUGGAGCGCUUGUCUCAAAGUGUGCAGGUCGACCCCAACACUCUCUGUCCUGUGUGCCACAAGCGUAUCGGCGACAUCGUGUUCGCUGUUUACCCGAACGGGAAGGUUGUGCAUUACAACUGCACCAAUAGCAACCUCCAGCUUUGUCCUGUUACAGGCGAGCGCUUCUCUUGAAGCGGAAAUGGUAGAUAGCGUAGCAUAGCUUCGUUAGCGCGAGUUGGUGUGAAGAAAAAAAAAGAAUGUAGUAGAAAGCGCAAGAGAUUCAUAUUAGACGGAGGAUGUAUACCCACCAGCUCUCAGCACUCAGCUUAGCGUCUGCGCGAUGUCUUUUUGCUUUUCACUGGUUCCAGCUGAGUGGGUGGACCGAGCUCG
Molecule: messenger RNA, 3382 nt
Organism: Phytophthora nicotianae INRA-310
Lineage: Eukaryota; Oomycota; Peronosporomycetes; Peronosporales; Peronosporaceae
Exons: 1
Coding region: 80-3184 (1034 amino acids)
Biological process (GO): vesicle-mediated transport; endosomal vesicle fusion; autophagy
Cellular component (GO): membrane; cytoplasm
Molecular function (GO): protein binding
Source: RefSeq, a predicted model, not a curated record